Molecule: messenger RNA, 7411 nt
Organism: Annulohypoxylon maeteangense
Lineage: Eukaryota; Fungi; Ascomycota; Sordariomycetes; Xylariales; Hypoxylaceae
Product: reducing type I polyketide synthase
Exons: 8
Coding region: 92-7258 (2388 amino acids)
Biological process (GO): secondary metabolite biosynthetic process; fatty acid biosynthetic process
Molecular function (GO): fatty acid synthase activity; phosphopantetheine binding; oxidoreductase activity
Source: RefSeq, a predicted model, not a curated record
CCCGUUACAAUUACCAUGGACUGAUAAGAAGUGCUUCAGAUUUUGCCCUUUAUAAAUUUCACUAGCUGUUGCUGCUUCUAAGAGACAUACCAUGAUGAAGGGGCACCAUCAUAUAAAUGGUGCUCAUACUAAUGGAAACAAUGGUGUCAAUCCCCCGACUAAUGGAAUAAACGGAGUGGGUUCUGCUACCCAGAACUCUGGUGAUAAUAUCCAAGAACCCAUUGCUAUAAUUGGCAUGGCAUGUCGUUUGCCAGGACACUGUAGUACGGAUAAACAGUUUUGGGACUUCAUGAUGGAAGAAGGGGUAGCUAAGAACGAGCCUCCCGAGACACGCUUCCGUCUUGCCGGACACUAUGAUGGGUCUCAAAAGCCCUACACCAUGAAAACUCCGGGAGCGAUGUUCAUGGAAGAUGUCGACCCAGCAGACUUCGAUGCUCAGUUCUUCAAUGUCAAUCACGCGGAAGCUAGCUCUAUGGACCCGCAGCAUAGGAAUCUGUUGGAGGUGACUUACGAAUGUCUAGAAAACGCUGGUAUACCACUGGAGAAGCUCAGCGGUCAGCGCGUCGGAUGUGUCGUGGGUACAAAUUCUAGUGACUAUUACGAUAUGUCAUGCCGAGACCCCGAAAACCGUAUGAUAUCGCCGACUAUGGGUCCCAACCGAGCAUUCCUUAGCAAUCGUAUCAGCCAUUUUCUCAACGUUCAUGGUCCGAGCAUUUCCAUGGACACAGCCUGUUCAAGCACACUGACAGCCUUGGACAUGGCUUGUCUUUACCUUCAGCGUAACCAAGUAGACGCUAUGUUGGUCGGUGGUACAAACAUGUACUUCAGUCCAGAAAGGAACCAAGACAUGAGCUCAAUGCGUCACACAGCUUCCGCUACGGGGCAAUGUCACGUAUUUGACAGCUCGGCGGAUGGCUACGUUACGGCCGAGGCAAUCAACACGGUCUUUCUAAAACGGUUGAAAGAUGCCGUCGAGGCCGGAGACCCUAUUCGGGCUAUCAUUCGUGGAACCUCGACGAACAGUGCUGGAAAGACUCCGGGUAUAGCCAUGCCUAACGCCGAAGCGCAGGCGGCGGCUAUAAGGGCCGCAUACGCUAACGCCGGUAUCUCCGAAUCAAAUUUCUUCGACACAGGAUAUCUCGAGUGCCAUGGGACGGGCACACGUGUCGGAGAUCCUAUCGAGGUCGAGGCAGUGGCUUCCGUAUUUGCGCAGGAUAGGUCUCCUGAACAGCCCCUUAUCAUCGGCUCCGCAAAGAGUAAUGUUGGUCACUCAGAAGGCGCAGCAGGUCUUUCGGGCUUGAUCAAGGCUGUGCUGGCAAUUGAAAACAAGACAAUUCCCGGAACGGCCAAUUUCACGACCCCUAACCCAAGGAUCGACCUGGAGAAAUCCCGGGUAAGAGUUACUGGUAGUUCGAUUACAUGGCCGCGAUAUGCCAAACUUCGUGCUAGCAUCAAUUCAUUUGGCUUCGGAGGUGCGAAUGCUCAUGCGGUCAUCGAGUCGCCCGAAUAUCUACUAGGUAAAUCGGCAUCAAGGUACCGAUCGUCAUAUCUUAAGCGAGAUAGCAUGCGGAAUAACAUUUCCGACAAUGGAGCCAGCUCACUACCGCGAUUAAAUAAUUCCUCGAAGCCGAUGCUUAUCGUCUUGUCGGCAAAUGACGAAGAAUCUCUCAAGGGAUCUAUCCAAGCACUCUCAGCUCACCUGGUCAAGCAGGACGUUUGUGUAACCUUAGAGGAUUUGGCAUACACCCUUUCAGAGCGCCGAACCAGACUUCAUCACACAGCGUAUAGUAUACAGACAGAUACUCAAGUAUCACCAGAUUCCUUUGUCAUAGGAAAACGGCCUGGCCACGAGGUGAAAGUUGGCUUCGUGUUCACCGGUCAGGGCAGCCAAUGGUCAGCUAUGGGAAAGGCUUUAUUGCAUUCAUUCCCCCGAGCUAGGGAGAUUGUGGAGUCCCUGGAUGCCGUGUUAGCGGCACUACCGGAGCCUCCCCCAUGGUCCUUGGUCUCGGAGCUGACUGAAGAGCGUGACCCUGCUGUCCUUCGGGAGCCCGAAUUUUCUCAGCCUCUUGUGACGGCGCUGCAACUAGCAUACCUCGGUGUCCUUUCGGACUGGGGAAUCGCUCCUGUGGCAGUAGUCGGACACUCAUCCGGCGAGAUUGCCGCCGCCGUCGCCGCCGGCUAUCUCACAGCCGAAGAAGGGAUUAAAACCGCGUUCUUCCGGGGCCAAGCUGCCAAACAGCUGCCCCCAAAACAGCCCCUUGGAAUGCUUGCCGUAGGAAUAAGCGCAGAAAAGCUUGAAGAAUAUAUAGAUGCCCGCGGGGACUCCGUUCAGGUCGCUUGCUUCAACAGUCCGCGAAGCCUUACACUUUCCGGAACCGUACCGGCUUUGGAACGGGUAAAGGAAAAACUGCAAAGCGAUAAACACUUCGCGCGUAUGCUGCAAGUUGACUUCGCCUACCAUUCCAGGUAUAUGGAAGCGAUUGGGAAUCGCUAUGCGGAGAUGCUACAAAGACACUGCCAAUUUACCACUGAGAAAAGUGGGCCCACAACAAUGUUCUCUUCAGUGUAUGGUGCCCAGAUGAAGGGACCUGCAGAUGCGGCAUAUUGGGUGCAGAACAUGACCUCGGAAGUUCGCUUUGACCAAGCAGUCUCAUCUAUGCUUGAAUCUGAGGAUGCGCCAAAUUUCUUCGUUGAGAUAGGUCCUUCAAAUACCCUGGCUGGCCCCAUGGCACAGAUUUUCGAGAGCGUCUCGCAUAUCGGAUCACAGCCAUCUUACGUUUCUGCCGCUAAGAGGGGGCCAGAGACAUUGACAUCUCUGUAUAGCGUGGCAGGGAGGCUCUUCGGGGCUGGAGGUACUGUAAAUCUAGCCUCCGUUAAUGAGUACAGCUCCAAGAACGAGCCACCAACAACCCUCAUUGAUCUGCCGAAUUAUUCCUGGAAUCAUUCGAAGAAAUAUUGGCAUGAGAACUUGUCUAGUAAAGACUGGCGAUAUAGGCCAUUUAUUAGACAUGAUCUCCUCGGUACCAAAAUUCUGGGGACUUCGUGGCAUUCGCCGAUAUGGAAAAACAUACUAAGGCUUGGCGACCACCCCUGGCUCGCGGACCACAAAGUCAGUCAAGAGGUGAUAUUCCCGGGUACAGGUUAUUUAACCAUGGCUAUUGAGGCGAUUUACCAAGCCACAUAUAUGACAACUUGGAUGAAGGAAGAGCCGAAGACUUAUAGGUAUCGGCUGAGGGAUAUCAAGUACCCUAGGGCCCUGGUACUGGAAGAGAGCGAAGAUGCGAUGAUAAUGCUCAGUCUGACGGCGGUUCCCGGUUCCAGUAUCUGGCACAAAUUCAACAUAUCUUCGCUGAAGAAUGAUAGCUGGAACGACCAUGCCUCUGGUUUCAUCUGCAUAGAAACCGACUUCUUGGAGUCUAGAGCUCCGAAAGGUGCAAUCUCUCCCCUGAAAUACCCCACGUCAGCUCAAAUAUGGUAUAAACGUAUGCGAGAAGGCGGAUUCGACCUUGGGCCAUCUUUCCAGAAGCAUCUGGCGUUGGAAUACACGGCAGGCCAUCGCACUGCACGAUCCAUAGUAUCGCUAGAGCCCCCGUCUUCUCUCUGGCCGCAAUCCGCCUACCCCCUACACCCUGCCUGUAUGGAUGGUUGUUUUCAGACGGUUACCUCGUCGAUGUGGGAAGGUGAUCAUAGCAGUAUCAACGCUGCUUUGGUUCCCUUCCAGAUUGACAGCGUUAUCUUGCCUUCUAAUUCUCGAUUGCCCAAAGAAGCAUUUUCUAUGGCUCGAUCUGACUAUGUUGGGGUCGGGAGAAGGAAUCGAGCGAAGAACUACUCUUCCUCAUGCACCAUUUACCACCCGGAAGAUGGAAGUAUGCUGCUAGAGAUGAAGGGACUGCGUUACACUGAGUUGGACUACAAAGAUGCAAUUAUGUCCCACACCUACACGCAGAUGACAUGGGAUGCGGAUAUCACGUUCCUUUCAGAAUCCAACUUCAAGUACCUUAUAAAUGAGGUCAUAUCGUCGUCUGGCAAUGGUGUUGGUGAGAAGACAUCGUUCAUCGCUCAAAGAUUCAUCGACAUGGCCGCACACAAGAACCCCAAUCUCAGUAUUCUUGAGAUCAAUCUAGACCCAGCAGACACUUCAAGCUUGUGGCUAGAAAGGAGCACAUCAGUACGCGCAGCGUACUCUCAAUACAUAUUCGUAUCAGGAAAUGCAGACUCUGUUACUGCAGCGCAAGAGGCAUACGCUAAUGUGUCGCAUGCUGAGUUUAUCGUAGUCGACUUCACUGACUCUAAAGCAAGAUUGAACAAAACAUUCAAUCUAGCUAUUGUCAAGGUCCCGUCGACUCCAUUUUUGGGAUUUGAAGCGGCGUUAAGAUCUGUUCGAGAGUGUCUUGAUGAAAAAGGACUUGCUUUGGUUCUCGAUUCCGGUGAGAACCUGAGUUCACUCGAAACUGAUGUUGAGAAGUCCGGAUUUGGCGCGAUAUUCAGUUCAGACUCGCUAGCAUUGGCCUAUGCAGAAGCGCCCGUAAAAGACCAACCGCUACAAGACCUCUAUAUAUUCAAAUUUAUUGACCAUGAUACAGUCGUAUUAGAGGCUAAUUUUUCCAGGUCGUCUUGGAAUAUGAUUUCGACUGAUAGCCCCUCGCAAAUUCCACCAGGAGGCAAAGUCCUCGUCAUUGAUGAACUAAAAAAUUCCAUUAUGCCAAACCUCAACCACCAGCAAUGGAGCGCGCUUCAAGAAUUAAUCGAGAAAAGGUGCGACAUACUCUGGGUCACCACAGGCGCCCAAGUGUCAACAAUCGACCCUACCAAGGCCAUCAUCAGCGGCCUAUUCAGGGUCAUCAGAAGCGAAGAGCCACUUCUGAAUCUCAUCAACUUGGACGUCGAACACACCUCAGGAGACAACACAAUCCGAGCCAUCGACACAUGUCUGAAGAUGUUCAACGACAUCAAAACCAAGCCAAGAAAAGAGAACGAAUUCGUCGAGCGCAAUGGGAUAAUUCAUAUUAGUCGCGUGUUUUCCGAUACGCUUCUGAACAAGGCCAAAGAGGAGGAGUUUACGGGGAGACCGGCCGAAGUAACAGAUCUCCAUGCGUCGGAAUCGACUAUUAGGCUUAGGGCGGAGCGCACUGGGAAUAUUGAUUCCCUCCAGUAUAGUCAAGUAGCCCCGGAGCCGCUGCCUUUGGAGGAUGAUUGUGUUGAGAUAGAGGUGGUUGCCUCGGGCGUCAACCUCAAAGAGAUCUUGGUUACGAUGGGUAUCGUCCCAGAGGAUGAGCAUCUCCUUGGUGGUGAAGGUAGCGGGGUGAUUACUCGUGUAGCCCCCGGCGUAACGACGGCUCUCAAACCAGGAAUGCGAGUUGCAUUCUUUGGGAAGGGGUCUUUCGGAAACCGAGUCCAGACAAAGGCGCAAGCUGUGCAUGUGAUUCCUGAUUUCAUGAGCUUCGAGGAGGCAGCUACCAUCCCAUGCGUCUUUAUGACUUCAAUGUACUCGCUUUUCCGGCUUGCGCGAGUCAAAAGGGGAGACCGUGUCCUUAUACACUCUGCUACAGGCGGUGUUGGUAUAUCAGCUAUUCAGCUCUGCCACUAUGUUGGCGCUAUAGUAUACGCAACAGUAGGAACCCAAGAAAAGCGCGAAUUCCUACAAUCGAAAUUUGGAAUUCCCGACGAGCGCAUCUUCUCUUCGCGCACGACCGCCUUUGGGAACCAGAUUCUAGACCACACCGAUGGAAAAGGAGUUGACAUCAUCCUGAAUUCGCUAACCGGGAACUUGCUAGAUGAAUCAUGGCGCAUCAUCGCGGACGGCGGCACGAUGGUCGAGAUUGGGAAAAAGGACAUCCUAGACCGAAACACGUUAUCCAUGGAGCCGUUCGGCCGCAACGCCUCGUUCCGCGCCUUCGAUCUAGCGCAUAAAGAGAUUACCGACGAUACAAUCGAAAGCCUUCUCUCGGAGGUUUUCAAGCUGAUGGAAGAAGGCCAUCUAAAGCCCAUCUCGCCCAUGCAUCUGUUCUCGUUUACAAACAUCCCUGACGCCUUCCGGCUUAUCCGCAGCGGCAAGCACAUAGGAAAACUAGUCAUCAGCGACGGUCAGGCCGGUAGCGUAAAAGUGCCUGUACGUCCUGCCCCUCGCCGUAUGAACCUCCGAAGCGAUGUGUGUUAUCUAGUCGUCGGAGGGCUCAGGGGUCUUUGCGCCAGCCUGGCAACUUAUCUGGCCAAAAACGGGGCCCGCUAUCUCGCCGUACUAUCUAGAAGGGGGCACGACGAUGAUAAAUCCCGGAAGGUGAUCAGCGAUAUCCGUGCUCUAGGAUGCCAUAUCGAUCUAGUUAUAGGAGAUAUAACUUCGGUGGAGGAUGUGAGGAAGGCCUUUCAAAGUACUCGUGUCCCUAUUGGCGGCAUUAUCCAAGGCGCUAUGGUUCUUCGCGACCGUAUCUUUGCCUCGAUGACUGUAGAAGAAUACCACACAGCCCUGGCUUGUAAAGUGCAAGGAACAUGGAACCUGCACAACGUUUCGAUAGAACAAAACCUCAACCUGGACUUCUUCGUCAUGCUCGCCAGUAUCUCCGGACUGUGUGGCAGCAAAGGCCAAGCGAACUACGCAGCAGGGAACACAUUCCUCAACGCAUUCGCAUCGUACCGACAAGGUCUCGGUCUACGGGCGUGUUCGAUAGAUCUAGGAGUCAUCGAGGACGUCGGGUACAUAGCCGAGCACCAGAAGCUGCAGGAGCGGUACGACGCCGCGUUCUGGGACGCGAUCAACGAGCAGGUGCUGCAGAAGAUCCUCAACUUCUCGAUCCAGCAACAGCAUGUCGCCCCGAUCAACGCACAGAGCGCAACUCACAUGAUCACGGGGAUCCGCGUACCGCAGCCGGAAGACUCGCCUCUGCUCCGCGACGCCAGGUUUGCGGGAUUGCACCUGGCAGGCGAUGCAAACAGCCGGAAUGCCAGCCGCGACAGUCCCAAAGAUGUGCAGGCUAUUCUCGGCAUGUUGCGGUCGAAGGCCGAGGCGAGGUCUGUUUUGGAGCUUACGAUUGACGUUCUGAGUAAAUACUUCAUCAAGAACUUGAGAUUGACCGAGUCGCUCGAUGCCACCAGACCCUUGUCGAUUUGGGGCAUCGAUUCGCUUGCAGCGGUUGAGUUCCGCAAUUUUGUGAAGAUGGAGUUGGGGGUUGAGUUGACGACGUUGGAGGUCGUGAAUGCGAGCUCGUUGGUUGCGGUUUGUGAGAAGAUUAUCUCGCGUAUUCCGCUGAAUGCGAUUCAAUGAUUUGUAUAUUGGAUAGAUGAUCAGAGUCUCUGUUUGGAGAGGGAAAUUUGGUUGGUAGGUAGUAGGUACCUGGUACCUCCUAUAGUGCGUUCAAACCCUCGUUUGUGGAGAUAGGGGGCGGGGUAAAUAGGGAUAGGGGUAGCCUUACUCCUC